AUGGCCGCAAAUAUCUCAAAAAAUAUGAAAGCUGUUGGUCUGUUUAAGUACUUGCCAAUUUCUGAUAUAAAUAGCUUUAUCGAUUUAGAGGUAAGUGUUCCAGUUCCAAAACAAAGUGAAGUUUUAAUAGAAGUUAAAGCUACUGCUAUUAAUCCAAUUGAUACGAAGCUGCGAGCUCCAAAACCUCAAAUAGAGAAAGAACCACGAAUAUUGGGAUUUGACGGGGCAGGCAUUAUAAGUGCAGUUGGUGAAGCAGUUAAAAAGUUUAAAGUGGACGAUCAAGUGUUCUUUACCGCUGAUUUAAGACAAAAAUGGCACAAAUGCUCAAUAUGUUGCUUUGGAUGA
Molecule: messenger RNA, 345 nt
Organism: Pieris macdunnoughi
Lineage: Eukaryota; Metazoa; Arthropoda; Insecta; Lepidoptera; Pieridae
Source: the annotation of a GenBank genome assembly